CGCUCACCUGCUCCCGGCGCUCAGUUGUCUGAGAAGCGGCAAAACGAGUCUGAACUGUGAGCUUCACUUCACCCAGGCUACUUUUAAACAAACGACUGGAAAAAAAAAAAAAAAAAAAAAAAAAGUGCACAUUCAGACGGAGAGGCCUUUCCUGCGGAGUUAUAUUUCUGACAGCCGGCUGCAGUCCGGGAUGGCGUGCUGACGGUUCAGCUGCUGUCUUACCCACGUCUGUCAACUUCGGCAUCAGAUCAACACGCUGCACAGUGUAUGUCUUAAAGUAUGAGUGCUCUGGGACCUCCGUCAAACCAAGCCAAUGGACUGGCCAGGUCGGACAGCAGGAUGAGCGCCAAGGCCCUCUACGAGCAACGGAAAAAAUAUUCUAAUUCCAACUUCAUCAUGCAUGAGACGUCGCAGUAUCAUGUUGAGCAUCUGUCGACGUUCAUCAUGGACAAGACGGAGUCCAUUAUCACGGUGGACGAUGCCAUCAAAAAACUGGCUCUUCUGGAUUCGAAAGAUAAAAUCUGGACUCAGGAGAUGCUCCUGCAGGUCUCAGACAAGUCGGUCAGGCUGCUCGAUUGUGACACGCAGGAAGAGUUGGAGAACUUCCCCCUGUCCAUCAUCCAGAUGUGUCAAGCAGUGAUCAACAAGACGCGCUACCACUCGGUGCUGCUGCUCGUGUGUCAGGACAGGGAUCAACACAAACCCGACAUACACUUCUUCCACUGCGAUGAAGUGGAGGCUGAGAUGGUCCAUGCAGACAUAGACAGUGCCAUUGGAGACAACAAACACGGAAGGAAAAUGAGGCUCCAAACUCUGAAGGUGAACCAGGAGAAGAUGAGGCAUCACAGAGAGACCAUCCUCCCAGCGGCAGCGUCCCAAGCGCCCCCGCCUGCUCCAAAGGGUCGGGUGACGGCUCCGAGCCCACGAGACAGACUACCAUCUGGACCACAAGACAAGGAGUCGCAUGAAAAACUGGCCCAGCGAAUCGAGAAGGAUGUGCAAAUCCUCAACUGUGCUCUGGACGACAUCGAGAUCUUUGUUGCACGCCUACAAAAAGCGGCAGAGGCCUUUUCUCAACUCAGCCACCGCAACAAGAGUAAGAAGAAUAAGAAGAAAGGACCAGCAGAGGGCAUGCUGACCUUGCGAGCCAAACCCCCCACUGAAGCAGAAUUCAUUGAUAGCCUGCAGAAACUGAAGCUGGCCUUCAACCUCUUGGCCAAACUGAAGAAGCACAUACAGAACCCGAGUGCCUCUGAGCUCGUUCAUUUCCUCUUUGGUCCUCUGGAGUUGGUACUGCAGACCUGCGGGAGUCCAGAACUGACGCGCUCAGUCAUCUCGCCUCACUUGUCCAGAGACGCUGUGGACUUCCUGAGGGGACACCUGUCUCCCAAAGAGAUGACCACCUUCGAGCUCCUCGGAGAUGGAUGGACCAAACCCAGAUCAGAGUGGCCCCCGGAAAAGUGCGCUCCUCCUUAUUACCCAAAGUUCCGUAAUGGUUGGGAACCGCCGGCGGAGCACUUCAGGACAGCUCCUUGGGAAACUGAGGGACCCAGUGGGCCGCCUCCGGCUCCUCUGUCUCCUCUGUCUCCCAUCAGUCCAAGUUAUGAGAGACCCUCAGCUGACGAUUUUUACGGAACUCACUCCUCGAGCUCGUCAAAUGGGUCUUACAACGGGUCUCAUCAUGGGUCACAUCAAAACCGCAAAUACGCCAAAAUACUUUACCACUUUGUUGCCCGAAACGCCAACGAGCUGUCCGUGCUGCAGGAUGAGGUCCUUGAGGUGAUUGAGGAUGACAAACAGUGGUGGAAACUACGGAAUCACAGCGGCCAGUCUGGCUACGUCCCCUUUAACAUCCUGGAUGUGGUGAAGACGGAUGACGUAGAUGGUCUCUUCAGCCCGACAUCACCAACCGCAUCAAUGAGCCCUACAAACACUUUCAACAAGGGAAGACAAAGAGACAAAAUGAUGGAUGAAGUCAACAGUGAGCUGCUGAAGGUGAUCACCGCUGGUAAAGCCCAGGCUCCCGUUAAGGUGAAGAUUGACCGGUCCGCCACCACCCACGUGCCGCUCACCUACGACUCCGACUCGGAGCAGGUGACCAAGUGGCUCACUGCGAAGGGCUUCUCUAAACCGACGGUUGAAUGUUUGGGGAUCCUGACUGGAGCUCAGCUGUUUUCUCUGAACAAAGAAGAGCUGAAGGCGGUGUGCGGAAGCGAAGGCAGUCGCGUCUACUCUCAGGCCACCGUGCAGAAAGAGAUGCUCGAGAAAUCCAGUGGAGACUCGGAGCUGAAGGAAGUAAUGACGCGGAGGCAGGAGAGGAUCGACUCCGGCGGCAUUUAAUGAACCCGUUGACCAACGCCGCCCACACCCCGAUGCUUUCCCUUUGCUCUCACCUUUCACAGCGCAGCAGUUUCCCAAAUCAAAUCUGCUGUUAAUUAUUACCUACAGUAGGAAAUACUAAAUUCGUGUAUACAUUUUCGAUUGUAUAUUUAUUUUGUACCAAGACAACAAGGCAAAAAGUGUUUCUCUUGCAGUUUAUUUCGCUCUUCUUUUCAAAUGUUCAAAAUAAAUGGUGUUAAAGAGAUACCUGCUGACGGGAGGAACACGUGAAUUCAAGUGCAGGUCCGUGCAUGUGAGUGAGCAUGUGUGUGCGUCACGUCCAUUGCAUGUAACGUACGUAUUUGUAUGAGCAGCGUAGUUGUUGUUUAUGGUCGUUGUCAAUAUUGCAGCUUUUUGGUAUAAAUGACAUGUUCAAAAAAAAAGAGAAGAGGAAAAAAAAAAGGUAGAUUUUAGCGAUUACAUUUCUGUCAGUGCCAGAAUGUUUGACUUGCUCUCUGAUAUAUAGCCAAUUAUCUUCACAUCACUGUUUACAGGUGUACCAAAUGACAGACGAUGUUAUGUGUUACUUCUAGCAUUUAUCUAUCAGUGUCCCAUCCUGGCCGGUGAAGACCGACCGGAGUGAAGUAUUACUAGACAUAAUGUUGCUCUUGAUAAUCAGAUUUCACACAUUCUGGCCGGCUUCUU
Molecule: messenger RNA, 3024 nt
Organism: Salarias fasciatus (jewelled blenny)
Lineage: Eukaryota; Metazoa; Chordata; Actinopteri; Blenniiformes; Blenniidae
Gene: eps8l2
Product: EPS8 signaling adaptor L2
Exons: 21
Coding region: 280-2340 (686 amino acids)
Biological process (GO): positive regulation of ruffle assembly; regulation of Rho protein signal transduction; Rho protein signal transduction
Cellular component (GO): plasma membrane; vesicle; ruffle membrane
Molecular function (GO): actin binding
Source: RefSeq, a predicted model, not a curated record